Molecule: messenger RNA, 981 nt
Organism: Nanorana parkeri
Lineage: Eukaryota; Metazoa; Chordata; Amphibia; Anura; Dicroglossidae
Product: sulfotransferase 6B1-like
Exons: 7
Coding region: 3-932 (309 amino acids)
Biological process (GO): sulfation
Cellular component (GO): cytoplasm
Molecular function (GO): sulfotransferase activity
Source: RefSeq, a predicted model, not a curated record
AGAUGUCUGUCUCUGAAGGGAAAAAAACAAUGAAAGAGAAAUUCAUGGCAGAAAUUAAGAAAGUUGCACAACAGGCAACCAAGAUGACACCAGAAGAGCUGAAAUUUAGUUAUAAGGGCAUUCUAUACCCUAGCCUUCUCUGCAGCGAGGCAACUUUUCAAGCAAUGGAGAAAUUGGAUGCCAGAGAAGAUGAUGUGCUAAUUGUAACAUAUCCAAAAUGUGGAACAAACUGGACUAUCAAGAUACUACAUGAAAUGCUAUUUGAAAUUCACAACAAGGAGCCAACAUUGGAUCAAGCUAUGCUGGAAUUUGGAAAACCAGAGAAAUAUGAGUACCUGAAUCAACAGCCAUCGCCAAGAGUCAUGUCAUCACAUAUUACAUAUGAAAACAUUCCUAAAACUUUUUUUGAAAAGAAGACCAAGAUGUUAAUCAUCCUUCGGAAUCCAAAAGACACAGCUGUGUCUUACUACCAUUUCUCAAACAAUAAUCCCGUGCUUCCUUCAUAUGAAUCUUGGGACUUAUUCUUCAAGGAUUAUAUAACUGGAAAUGUAAUCUAUGGAUCGUACUUUGAUUUUACCCUUCAGUGGGAGAAACACAUUGAUGAUGGAAAUAUCCUUGUACUUACAUUUGAAGACAUGAAAGCGGACCUACCAAAAGAGCUGAAAAAAAUAUGUGACUUCUAUGGCUUAGCUCUGACAGAUGAGCAAAUCAAGUUGGUACAGGAAAAAACUACUUUUUCAUCUAUGAAGCAGAACUCCACUAAGUCACAUGGAAAUCUUGGGAAUGUUUUCUUCCGAAAGGGAGAGGUUGGGGACUGGAAGAGUCUUUUUACUGAAGAACAGAGCAAAGAGGUGGAUGCACAGUUUGAAAAGUAUCUUGCUGGAACAAAACUGGGAAAUAUGAUAAACUAUGAAAAAUAUUGCACAUUUUAAUGUAUUUUAGUCUGGUACAUUAGAUUUCUGUUUUAAGUCUGAUGUUUUU